Phycomyces blakesleeanus NRRL 1555(-) is the source of this 636-nucleotide messenger RNA. RefSeq lists its product as hypothetical. The transcript has 5 exons. NCBI's taxonomy places the organism in Eukaryota, Fungi, Mucoromycota, Mucoromycetes, Mucorales, Phycomycetaceae. The coding region runs from base 1 to 636 and encodes 211 amino acids. The record is from RefSeq and is a predicted model, not a curated record.
AUGGCCUUAUACACUAUACACGCCGAAAUGCUGGAAGAUGUUACCCCUGGUAAGCCUUGCCAUUGUACAGUAAAAGUGGUAUUUGGUCUCCCUUAUCAUCACAGUCUUCUGAGAGAUCGUGUGUUGACUUUGGCCAAUAUUCUGGAAAAGUGGCUUCUCUCUUCAGUUACGUCUUGCCAAAAUGCAACUGAAGACAUUGAUGCUGCUGAUAGUAUUACUAUCAAGGAGUCUGCUCCAUGGAUGAAGUCUGUUUCUCAGCUUGAGAAACUUUUUUGGCACUGUGAAGGUGAACAGCAAGUUUGUGGCCUGAUGGCAAAGGUCAACAACUUCAUUGAAAAUGCCAAACAAUAUCUUGACCACCCUGAGAUGGUUUUCUCUGUGGCUAGUGAAGUCAAAGCUGCUGGAAGACCAAAACACAUCAAAAAAAAAGACGAGAUACAAGAGAUGAUAAAACAAGAGCUUAGAGAUGUGGUAAAGGAGUGUUUAGAGGAGGAGCCUCUCAAAAAAUCAAUUAAAAAAAUCAAAAAAGAAAAAGAAUUCGCUAAAGAGCAAGAGCCUCUCGAAGAAGGUAGCACUCACUGUAAGAAAUGGCAGCUUAGAAAGAAAUUCUAUUGGACACUAUUUUUUAUUGGAUAA